Molecule: messenger RNA, 2373 nt
Organism: Thermothelomyces thermophilus ATCC 42464
Lineage: Eukaryota; Fungi; Ascomycota; Sordariomycetes; Sordariales; Chaetomiaceae
Exons: 8
Coding region: 1-2373 (790 amino acids)
Biological process (GO): translation; mitochondrial tryptophanyl-tRNA aminoacylation
Cellular component (GO): mitochondrial matrix; ribosome; mitochondrion
Molecular function (GO): ATP binding; structural constituent of ribosome; tryptophan-tRNA ligase activity
Source: RefSeq, a predicted model, not a curated record
AUGGGUCCCGAUCUCGGCCUUCCAGAUGAAGAGAUCGACCGCCUUCUUUCGGAAGCCGAGGCCCGGCUUUCUGGGAAUGCCAGUGUAGACGCCGCGGCUGCCGCGCCGGCCGCGCCGGCCGCAAAGACAGCAGCAAGCCUCGCGGUGCCUCGCCCACCAAUCACUGGGGAACAGACAACAGUCCCGGAAAAGAAGUCCGAGAAGCUGUCGGUCAGGGUUCCCCAGCUAGCUGAGAAGAAGAAGGGACCAAAAGACACGCUAGGCGCCGACUGGUUUAACAUGCCUCGUACCAAUCUCACACCCGAGCUGAAGCGCGAUCUUCAGGUGCUGAGGAUGCGUGACGUGGCCGCCAUGGGCAAGCAGUUCUUUAAGAAGGAUACCCGGAGAGACUUGGUGCCCGAAUAUAGCCAAGUAGGGACGAUCAUCGCUGGCGCGACAGACGGCAUGAACAACCGUCUUACGCGCAAGGAGAGGAAGCGGACCAUUGUGGAGGAAAUCCUGGCUCACGACAAUGUGUUGUUGCACUCGACAUCCACCAUCGUCGAGGGUCACGCAGAGAUGAACGCGCCGCGGUUAAUACGGCCAUUACGGCCCCUUGCCCAGGGUAAACUGCCCCUCGCGACUGCUCGACCGGCCGCGGUCGCCAUCCCGCGAGCCUCGACACAGCUUCGUAGCUAUGCUUCGGUCGCCAGCGCUGCCGAGCCGGCCGAUGCGCCGAACAACUCCGACAAGCCCCGGAUCUCCCGCAUGCCGCGCGCGCUGGAGGCGCUCUACCUGAAGCCGCUCCGGCGCGAGGCCGAGUACGGCGUGCCGACGUGCAACCUGCAGCUGCGCUCCUACUCGGUGCGCAACCUCGAGUUCUUCUGCGACUUUGCCCUGCGCGCGGCCUACUACGCCGGCCUGCCCGCCUACGGGCCCGUGCCGCUGCCGCGCAUGGUCGAGCGCUGGACGGUGCCCAAGUCGACCUUCAUCUUCAAGAAGAGCCAGGAGAACUUUGAGCGCAUCACGCUGCGCCGCCUGAUCCAGAUCAAGGACGGCCACCCGGAGACGGUCCAGCUCUGGCUGGCGUUCCUGCAGAAGCAUGCCUAUUAUGGGAUCGGUAUGAAGGCAAACAUUUGGGAGUUCAGCAAGCUGGACGUCGGCAAGGAGAUGGACAAGAAUUUGGAGGAGGUGGAGAAGGAGAUGGAGGGCAAGUGGGAGUACCUGAGCUACGUGGACCGGCGGCCAGAGUUCAAGAAGGGCAAGGACGAAGGUCCCCGCGAGCAGCUCCCUGCGCCGGAAGAGAUCGAGGAGCUCCUGGCCAAGGAGAGGAGACGGAUCUCGGGUGAAUCAUCACAAUCGCCCUCGUCCAACACCGUCGCCGAGGAUGAGGCCGGGUCCGUCGUGGCCAAGGCUUCUCAGAAGCCGAGUAGCACGCCGUCUGAGAAAGGCGGCAAAAUCAUAUUUUCGGGCAUCCAGCCGACCGGCGUCCCUCACCUUGGCAACUAUCUCGGGGCCAUGCGCGAGUGGAAGCGCCUGCAAGACACGGCCGAGCCCGACACAAAACUGUUCUUUUCCAUCGUUGACCUGCACGCCCUCACCAUUCCACGGCCGCGAGAGGAACUGUUUGAGAACAGGCUGAAGAUGAUGGCCAGCUUGCUCGCCACCGGGCUCAACCCGAACCGGGCCGCCAUCUUCUUCCAGUCGUCCGUGGGCGAGCACGCGGAGCUGCAGUGGAUUCUGAGCUGCACCGCGUCGAUGGGAUAUCUCUCGCGUAUGACCCAGUGGAAGGCGGCCGAUAUCUUGCUGUAUCGCGCCACCCACGUCCCCGUGGGCGAGGACCAGCGCCAGCACCUCGAGUUCGCGCGCGAGUGCGUGUCCAACUUCAACCACACGUACAAGACGAACUGUCUGGUGCAGCCCGAGACCCUGAUCUCCCCAGCCAGGCGCAUCAUGUCCCUCUCCAACCCGCUCCAGAAGAUGUCCAAGUCCGACCCCUCGCCAAAGUCGCGCAUCCUCAUCACCGACACGCCCGAGGAGAUCGCCAAGAAGAUCAGGCACGCCGUGACCGAUUCCACCGACAAGGUCACGUACGACCCGGCCAACCGGCCCGGCGUGGCCAACCUGAUCGAGAUCCUGUCCAGCUUCGACCCCCAGGGCCGCGCCCCAGCGCGGCUGGGCGAGCAAAUGGAAGGCUACAAGAUCGCCGAGCUGAAGCAGGUGGUGGCCCAGGUCGUCAGCGACGAGCUGGCCGAGAUCCGCGAGCGCUACCGCCAGUACAUGUCUGACCAGGAGAAACUGAAGGAAGUUGCCUUCCAGGGUACCGCUGCGGCGAGGGCCACCGCAAGAACCACCAUGGGCCACGUAAAGAGAGCCAUCGGGCUGGGUGUCUGA